Molecule: messenger RNA, 1059 nt
Organism: Eucalyptus grandis
Lineage: Eukaryota; Viridiplantae; Streptophyta; Magnoliopsida; Myrtales; Myrtaceae
Exons: 2
Coding region: 207-950 (247 amino acids)
Source: RefSeq, a predicted model, not a curated record
GAUCCACUCACUCAUGGGCUGAGAUUAGCGGCCGCUUUCUUUGCUUGCCAUCAUUGGACACACACUUCCUGGGCUCGUCCAGCAACAUCUGUCCGCAUGCCACGCGUCCCCACAAAGAGAAGCGUCCACUUGUUCUAGAGCUGUUGUAUUUAAACAAGCGCUCGUCACACGCAGGCAAGCUCCUGUCAGCCAACUCAAAAACCCCGAUGGAGAUUCAUCGGCACCGGGACGGCUCCAGCGAUGGGUUCUCGUUUCCGAGCACCCCAUCCGAAUCUCAGGAUCCAGAGCUGGAGUUUGAGUUCGGGAGCGCGACCCCGGAUUCACCCUCUGGCGAGUCCAGCAAGAACUCGCCGGCUGAUCAUCUCUUCCUGAACGGCAGGCUCUUGCCACAUUCUUUCCCAUGCAAAACCAUGACCAAUGUAGUCGUCCCGCGCAUGGCGAGCCGUGCGAGCAGCGUGAGCAGCAAGGAUUCGAUGUCGAUGAUGUCGUCCAGGAGCAACAGCACAAACAGCAGCCGGAGCAGCAGCUGCAGCAGCGCGAGGAGGAGCUCUUCCGACUAUUCCGAGAGAGCCAGAUCGCCGCUGUUGAUCUACCAAGCCAGACUUUCAUCCAAAACCCAAAGCCAUAGUGUGAGAGAUCAGAGAAGAAGAACGAGUGACGCUGUGGCUGCCCAAGUGUACGGGACGUCUCAGAGAUGGCAGUUCAUCACGCCGGUGCCGCCUUUGAGUCGAGAGGGCUCUUGCUCUUCUUCUUCUUCUUCCUCGAGGAGGAGGACGAGGAAAUUAUGCGAAGGUGUUGUGAGAGAAGAAGUGAAAAGGAUUAAGGAAAAGGAGAGGACUAAGACUGGUUUCGGGAGGAAGUUGAUACGUUCGUUCUUGUUGUCCUGCAUGCAGUGCCAUGCAAUGGAGGUCGAAACCUCUAGGAGAGAAGAUGUUUGCAGAGACUUGUGACCGAGAUCAACCUCCAAAAUUGGUCCAUGGUGUUUCUUUCUUUUCUUCUUUUAUUUGGGUUGGUUUCUCGUCUCUUCUCGAUUUAAUACAAGGUGGCUGUCUUGACUUA